UGUCCACAAGGAAAAUGGGGUGAAAAUUGUAAUAAUGUAUGCGAUUGUAAUGGACAAGGUGUAUGUGAUAUUAUAACAGGAUAUUGUGUUUGUUCACCUGGUCAUACAGGAGAGAAAUGUCAGACAGUUUGUCCUGCUGGUACCUAUGGUAGAAACUGCCAGUAUCAUUGUGGUUGUCAGAAUGAUGCUGCCUGUGAUCCUGUUAAUGGAGCCUGCCAUUGUAAAAAUGGUUUUACUGGAGCCUUAUGUGAAUUGAGUUGUCCACCAGGCACACAUGGUUCAGGGUGCUCCCAGGUUUGUCAAUGUCAGAACAAUGCGACUUGUGAUUCUGAAACUGGACAAUGUGCAUGUAAAGCUGGGUGGAUGGGUAAAUUCUGUAAUCUACCGUGUGAUAAAGGUUAUUUUGGUUUGAAUUGUGCAACUAAAUGUCCUUGCAGUAGAAAUAUAGUUAGUUGUGAUAGAUAUAAUGGUCAGUGUCACUGUUCUACAGGGUUUAUGGGAUCCAGUUGUGAUGUACAGUGUUCUCAAGGACGAUAUGGAGGAAAUUGUACCGAAUACUGUGAUUGUAAUGGAGCAAAUUGUUCGCCUGUGAAUGGUGCUUGUUUAUGUCCACUAGGUUAUACUGGUAACAAAUGUCAAGUUAGAAAAUGUCCCAGGAAUUUAUUUGGUUCUAAAUGUCAGUAUGUGUGUGAUUGUAAUUGGAAUACUACUGAUUCUUGCCACGCCACAAAUGGUGAAUGUCAUUGUAUGCCAGGCUGGACUGGUGUAAACUGUCAGAAUCAAUGCCUUUUGCCAUACUAUGGUCCACGGUGUUCAAAGACAUGUAACUGUGCAGGUGCCGUUUGUGAUCACGUAACAGGUGCAUGUCGAUGUACGGCUGGUAGAACUGGAGUAACUUGUGCUGAUACCUGUCCAUCUGGUUCUUAUGGUAUUCAAUGUAAACAGAGAUGCGAAUGUAGAAAUGAUGGAGUCUGUAAUCCUGUUAACGGCGCUUGUACUUGCGAACCAGGAUGGCAAGGGAUCUUCUGUGAUCAACAUUGUCCAGCUAAUAGAUAUGGUAAAGGAUGUAGAGGCAAUUGUACUUGUGCUAAUAAUGCUGAAUGUCACCCUAAAGAUGGUUUCUGUAUUUGUCCUCGGGGUUUCCAAGGUACAAACUGCGAACAAAAAUGUUCUAAUAACACCUUUGGUUUUGGAUGUAGACAACGUUGUAACUGUAAUGUAGACAACACAGACAAAUGUGAUCACAUUACAGGGCAGUGCCAUUGUAAAAAUGGCAUACAAGGCGCCACCUGUGAUAGUGGUUGUGCUGACGGUUAUUGGGGUGAAGACUGUUUAUCUACCUGUCAAUGUAAUAAUAGAGGUACUUGUGAUUCUACGGGAGUUUGCGAAUGUCAGGCUGGUUGGACUCAUUCAGAUUGCUCAAUGCCUUGUCCUAAGGGAACGUUUGGAAUAAAAUGUUCCCAGAAGUGUCAAUGUAAGAAAGCUACAUCAUGUAGUGCCGUCAGUGGUCAGUGUAUUUGUGAACCAGGAUAUCGUGGCAUAUAUUGUGAUGAAGGUAUGCUGUGUCCACUGGGAACAUAUGGUAAAGAUUGUAAAAAUACUUGUCCAAGAUGUGAUCGUGGUUCAUGUGAUCAUGAAACUGGAAAGUGUAUUUGCUAUCCGGGUCAUACUGGUCAGUUAUGUCAUAUACAAUGUCAAGCUGGAACAUAUGGUAAAGAUUGUAGCUUCCGAUGUGAUUGUCAGAAUAAUGGGCAAUGUCGACCUACAGAUGGUAUUUGUGAGUGCCCUAGUGGUUACAAUGGUGUACAAUGUGAACGACGAUGUUAUGCAGGAUAUUACGGGAAAAACUGUGCUUCGAAAUGUCAGUGUAAAACAUCCGAAUAUUGUGAUGUUAUUUCUGGAUGCCUUGGUAUGUUAAACAUCUGGUCUUACCAAUUUGUUGUAUGA
Messenger RNA from Lottia gigantea (owl limpet), 1947 nucleotides. RefSeq lists its product as hypothetical. The annotation marks the transcript as partial. Gene Ontology annotation, molecular function: scavenger receptor activity. The record is from RefSeq and is a predicted model, not a curated record. Lineage: Eukaryota; Metazoa; Mollusca; Gastropoda; Lottiidae. The transcript is spliced from 14 exons.